This is a messenger RNA of Malaya genurostris, 2811 nucleotides long. It is a transcript of the gene Traf4, whose product is annotated as TNF receptor-associated factor 4. The coding region runs from base 509 to 1930 and encodes 473 amino acids. NCBI's taxonomy places the organism in Eukaryota, Metazoa, Arthropoda, Insecta, Diptera, Culicidae. The record is from RefSeq and is a predicted model, not a curated record. Gene Ontology annotation, biological process: regulation of canonical NF-kappaB signal transduction; tumor necrosis factor-mediated signaling pathway; protein K63-linked ubiquitination. The transcript has 3 exons. Gene Ontology annotation, molecular function: zinc ion binding; protein binding. Gene Ontology annotation, cellular component: plasma membrane signaling receptor complex.
UUGUCACUUCCAUGCGAUCCGCAAAACGGAUCAGUUGUUCUCAACUCGUUUGUCUGUACGGACGUUUGUUGAAUUUAAGGAAAAUUUGAAAAACAGAUUUGGGUGAAACUUUAAGAGUUAAGAGUUUCAAAAUUCAUCAAGUGUUCUUCUUAUGAAAGCGAAGCAUAUUGUGUAAUGUGAUCGUUGCGAGUUCUAUUUGUUUUGUGGCAUCUUGUGUGAUCUCGGAAGAUUUAGGAGAUCAGUUUUCGUGACGGUCGGAAAACGGAUAUCAAAUGUCGAGUAUUUACGAUUUAAUGAGCUGAAGAAGAAGCACUAUAUCAGUUUUUGUGGUAUUCAUACCUAAGAGUGUGCAUUUUUUUCUGUUGAGAGAAGUAAGAUACACUUCCGGUGAAGAUCUUGUAGCGAAAGGAAGUGCCCAGUGUUAACCAGAACAAACAGAACUGAUGUUAGCGAGUGUGUAGAUUUUUUUUGUUGGAAAGUAAAGCGAAAAUUUUCAUCGAUCGUCAUCAUGGUACGCAGUUUAUCGCAGUGGACCAAGACCCUCAGCUUCCCAGCACGCAUAUCGCCAAACCGGAACUCGAAGGAGUGCAACGUUAACGUGUUGCCAAUAACACCGCCUCCGGCACCUCCACGGAACAAAUCGGCGACCACUUCGACAACUUCUUCGUCUUCAUCUACCAUCUCGUCGCCUUCACCACCGCCGAAUGUUCCGAUAACGGAAAUCAGUCAAAUUAUUUAUCCGGACCCGGAAUCGGAGAAGGCCAUCAUGGGAUCGCUGGUGUUCUGUAUUCAUCACAAGCAAGGCUGCAAAUGGUCAGACGAGCUGCGCAAACUGAAGGCUCACUUAAACACCUGCAAGCAUGAUGCGAUUCCAUGUCCCAACAAGUGCGGUUCACAAAUCCCGCGGGUCAUGAUGACCGAUCAUCUGGCCUUCACCUGCAUUUUGCGUCGUGCCAUCUGCGAGUUUUGCAACGUUGAGUUCACCGGUAUCGGACUGGAGGAGCACGCUGGCACGUGUAGUUCGGAACCGAUUUACUGCGAGUCGAAAUGCGGUGCCCGGGUCGUUCGAGGUCGCAUGACUAUUCAUCGUGCCAAGGAUUGUGGCAAGCGGCUGCGGCGUUGUCCUCACUGUACCAGAGAGUUUAGUGCUGAUACUUUAUCCGCUCAUGGUGCAACGUGUCCACGUAGUCCUGUGCCAUGCCCGCAACGUUGCGAAGCGGGUCCAUUCGCAAGAGCCGAUCUGGAUUCCCAUCUACGUGACGAAUGCAAAGCAUUGUCGGUGCCGUGUACUUUCAAGGAAGCCGGUUGCCGUUUCAAAGGAGCACGCCAUCUGCUAGAGGCUCAUCUAGAGUCUAACACCUCGGCUCAUCUAUCAUUGAUGGUAGCACUAUCUGGUCGCCAGGGUCAGCAGAUCACAAUGUUGAAAAACGCUAUGGCCAAAUUGAGCACCAACUACACAGGCACUCUUCUCUGGAAAAUCACAGACUGGUCGGCGAAAAUGAUUGAAGCCAAAAGCAAGGAUGGUCUGGAACUAGUCUCACCGCCAUUUUACACCAGCCAGUAUGGGUACAAACUUCAAGCAUCAAUGUUUCUCAACGGCAACGGACCCGGUGAAGGGAGUCACGUAUCGGUAUACAUCAAAGUUUUGCCGGGAGAGUACGAUGCUCUUCUCAAGUGGCCUUUCUCCCAUUCAGUCACAUUCACACUCUUCGAACAAGGAACCAUGGGUGGUCAAGGAGGUGUGGCCGAGUCGUUCGUUCCGGAUCCAUCGUGGGAAAAUUUCCAGCGCCCUUCCACUGAACCCGAUGCCUUAGGAUUUGGUUUUCCGCGGUUUGUGUCCCACGAACUGCUCAACCGUAGGCCAUUCGUCCGUGAUGACACCGUGUUUCUGCGUGUCAAAGUGGACCCGAGCAAAAUCGUUGCCGUGUAAUUGCAGACUUAAAUUUAGCCUUCAACGACUGCGAAUAACGAUCAAAAAGACUCCUAGUUUGUAAGCGUAAUACAACAAUAACGAGAGAACAAGGAACUGCAUUUACCUUACUUUUCGCUAAAUGUAAAUAUAGCAAGCGAACCUAACCGUAGGCGAACAGACCCUGUAAAUACCAGCCACAGAAUCAGAGACACGUGACGCUCAUAAACUUAGCGGCUAGUACCAAAUCUGUACACAUCCGAGAGUUCGAUCACGAAAUCAUACGAAUCAGCUUGAAAAUCUCAGUUUUAAUUUACGCAUUUGUUAACUCAAUUUAAUUUUUUCGUUCUUGUUUUUAAGGUCUGUGUAUACAUGCUCAACAUUAUUAUUUGUUCUCGUAGUUUUCUUUACCUCCUUGAACAAAACGAGGAUCGAAACCGAACACGGAAACUACCGCUGGAAUUAUGCCAAAGUUUUGUUUGGAUGGCUUUGCGCAAAGCUGACUUAAGUCUAAGCCAACCCUUUUGGACAGAGACCACUAUAAGUCAUGCAAAGCUCACAUCAUAAUCAAAAAAAGAUACCCCUCUUUGUUAUUUCUUCUGUUAGUUUUCAUCAGUGGAAACUAUGCUGUCAAAAUUUUUAGUUCUAUUAAAAAUUUGUUCUAGUUUUCCCUUAUUCACUCUAAACUAUUUAACACAUAGGUCAGAGGAAGAACUGUAGGUUAUAAGUGAACGUUUCGAGUCAUUAGGGUAAUUCAGGGGUCCUCAGUGCCCUAAGAGUAAGGAGCAAUUGCACUGGAGACAAUAGGGAUUUAUUUCAAAACAUAAUAUUAAGUGUGUAUUUAACCAAUGGUACAUAUAACAUAUUGAUAAUGUCGAAUGAUCAGCACAAAUAUAAAUCAA